UCACGGUUGUUUUUGCAUAUGCAUCAGCAGCAGCACACGUGUGCUUCUGCACUUGACUGCUGCCGGUUUGCGUUUCUAUAUCUGCCGUAACGGUACCGGCACUUGUUUUCUACUUGAAAUUUACAAAUGGCGAAGAAGGGUGGACUUAUUCCGGCAUUGCCGUCCGAUUUUAGUAAAUCGAAGUACUGGGAAUCCUUCUUUAAGAAGAGAGUGAAUGCUUUCGAAUGGUAUGGGACUUACUAUGAAUUAUGCGGGAUUCUGCAUCGGUAUAUAAAGCCUUCUGACAACAUAUUGAUGGCUGGAUGCGGGAAUUCAGAGUUGGGUGAAAACAUGUAUGAUGCCGGUUUGAAAUCGAUCGUGAAUAUUGACAUUAGCCAGACAGCCAUUGAUCAGAUGUUGAAGCGAAGAGGAGACAGAGAAACAUUAGAAUAUAAGAAGAUGGAUCUAACUGAUUUAAAAUUUGAAGACGAACAUUUUUCUGUCAUUGUAGAUAAAGGAACUCUAGAUGCCAUAAUGUCUGAUGAUUCCUCUCAAAGUAACGAAACCGCAGAUAAAAUAUUUUCAGAAUAUUUCCGAGUAUUGAAGAACGGCGGACGAUAUGUUUGUGUCACAUUAGCACAGGAUUAUAUAUUGAAUAAAAUAUUGGAAUACUUUACAGAAAACGAUUGGCUUGUUAGAUUACAUAAGGUUUUCAUGUCAGAUGAGAAUCAAUCAAACAAUCUUCCUGUCUUUGCCUUCGUAAUGACAAAAUUCAAAAAUUUACCAAAGAAAAUUCUUGAAAUUUGUGUUGAUGACUCCUUCACACCAACUAGAGUCGCAGAAAAGGAAAAUAUCAAAGAAUUUGUGAAGUCACAACAGCAUUAUGCGGCAUAUAAAUCAAGUUUAAACAAAGAAGUCGAUCCUACUAAGGACAACCCUCCAAUUGAACUGUUUAGCGCAACUGACUCCGUCAAUCCUAGGUUUAUUCUCCAUAUCGUUGACAAAUCUUCAUCAAAACUCCACUGCAAGUUUGCUGUGUUUAUCGUUCCUCAGGGCAGAGAAAGUGAAUGGUUGUUUGCCUCAAAUGAAGGGAGGCGAAGUGUGGUGGAACAAACUCCGUUUAAGAGAGUUUUAUUUGUGUCUCUUCAUCCUGAGCAUGAGUACGGGACAAGAGAGGAUUUACAAGCUGAACUUAAUUCAACUGUAAUGGAUUUUGCACCUCCUGGAACGCAACCUUCAGAUAAUGUUCCCUACCUUUCGACCAAUAACGAAGACAUGGGACAUCGUAUUGUACGGUGCAAAGGUGAGAGUGCAAUCAACGGCAAAUACAUCGUAGAGGAUUUUGCUAAAGAUGGAGAUGCUUGGUAUCGCCACCUAGUGCUCAUGUUGCGUCAGAGCAUCGUUCAAACUGAAAUCAGAUUGAAGAAGGAUCCUUCUGCCAGUGGAAGAAAAUCAUCCAAACGUAACAAGAAGACUGAUAUCAGUACUGAAGGGCUCAUACCAGACCAUACGUACCUCACAUCAGGGUAUGAUCAGCCUGCUAUAGCUGGGGUCGUUCUGAAGCAUACACCAGAUUCUGAAUUCAAUGCGAUGGCAAUCGGGGUUGGCGGUGGAGCUCUGUCGACUUUUCUUCAUCAUAAUUUCAAAAAUUGUAACUUAACAGCCGUAGAGCUUGAUCCUGCCAUGAUAGAAGUAGCUCGAGAAUGGUUCGGGCUUCCAAAGAACGGAGAGAGAUUCAACGCCCAUGUUGCUGAUGGAAUAAAAUUCGUGGAAGACGAAGCAAAAAGAAUAGAGGUAGCAGGGAAUGAGGAGAAGUAUGACAUCAUAAUUAUAGAUGUUGAUGGGAAAGAAUAUUCUCUCGGGAUAUCAUGUCCGGCUGUCAGUUUUGUCAAACUUGAUUAUCUGAUGAAAGUUGCUAAAAUCAUGAAACCAGAUGGACUUCUGAUGUUCAAUCUGUUAUGUUGGGAUGAAAAAAUGAGGGCCAAGGUCAUUUACAACCUUUGUAGAGUUUUCAAGGUUGUUGCAAGGUCACCUUGUGAGGCAUUCCACAAUGAAUUAGUUUAUUGCUUCAAAGACAAACCAAACUUUGAACCUACGACAUCAACAAAAUCAGCAAAAAAACGUAACAAACGAAAAAAGGGUGGAAAAAAAGCUUUCUCACCCAAAAAUCUAGACCAGAAUGAAACUCUUGACAAAGUUGUCAAGGAAACUGAAAAUUCUUUAAAUGAUUUGUCUUUAUCACCAUCAAGUGGCCAAGAAACACUAGAGGUUGAAGGUUGUAACCAUAGUGAUACAAUUUCAAAUCCAAAUAAUUGUUACAGCAAGGACAAUCCAACCCCGAAAUCAAAAAAUUAUCAAAUGUUGGACAAUUUAAGUUUCACAAGCCCAGACUUCAUCCCACCUAAGAGUAAAAAGCCGUUGCAUUUGGAAAACUAUCAUCCAAAUUUGUUUAAUUAUUGGAGAGAGCGAACAAAAACUUGGGGAAAGGAGCGGGAAAUGUGUGCCAGUACGAUUGAGUUGACACCCAUGAUUGAGAAUAUUAUGGUUGAACAAGAAGUUGAAUAUUAUAUUGGGAGUGAAUAGGACAAACUUCAAACUUAGACAAUUUAUAUCAGUGGGCCGGCAACCGACGGCCCACGGAGUAAUACGAUCCGGCCCGCGACGCUUCACUGAAUUAUAGUAACGAAACAGCUGUUUUGAUGAUUAUAUUUCUACAUAUAUUGUGAGACACGUGUGGACUGAAUUAUAUUUUAAUUUAACAAGUAUAAUAUUUACCAAUUACUCGUUUAAUAAGCCUAUGAUUUAAUUGUAAUUAAACAAAUGGCAACAAAACGCAGCAAAG
This is a messenger RNA of Styela clava, 2821 nucleotides long. RefSeq names its product eEF1A lysine and N-terminal methyltransferase-like. The record is from RefSeq and is a predicted model, not a curated record. Lineage: Eukaryota; Metazoa; Chordata; Ascidiacea; Stolidobranchia; Styelidae. Gene Ontology annotation, molecular function: S-adenosylmethionine-dependent methyltransferase activity.